AUUAUACCUUCACAGGAGGAUGUGGUGUGUCAGAGACUUCUCCGCAGGGUGAAAAAGGCCCAUCAAAUUUCCCUGGAGGAAAGCAUCGCCAAGAGUUUGGAAGCCAAAGCCAGCGCCAUGAGAGAUGAAGUAAUUAUGUUCUUAGGAGGCAUCGUCAACGAGGACGCAAAGUUCAAAUGCAAGCAGCAAGUUCUAGCAUUCAAUUUGGAGUUCCGUCGUUUCUACCCAAUGGCACCCCUUCCAAUGGGCUGCGACUCGGGCGUGGCGUGCUGUCGCCAUGGUAACGACAUUCUCGUCUGCGGGCUCGGGGAAUCCCGGCAGGCUUUAGUUCGCUACGUAUCCGCGCAUAAUGUGUGGCGGGUGCUGGCGCCCAUGACGAUAGGACGACGGGGUCACGCAAUCGUUUCCCAUGGCAACUUCGUGUAUGUCCUUGGCGGGAUGAUGGAUCAAGCCGUAGACGGCUCCAAACGCAUCACGGCCAUGGUGGAACGUUACGAUAUCAAACGAAACAGAUGGGGCUUCACAGCGACCUUGCCAGAAAGUGUUUGGGGGCAUUCGGCGGUUGUUACGGGGACGAAAAUCGUCACUUUUGGUGGCUACCAUUCUCGGGACUCCCCCACGACUUCUGUGCAGACCUAUGACAUGAAGACAGGGUUAGCGAGGGUCACCAGCCAACUUCCGUUUCCGGUGGCCUUGACCCAGGCUGUGGAAUGCGACGGCUUGAUUUACAUCGUCUGCCCUACGGGGAAUAUUUUGAAGACUACUGACUGUUGGAGAUUCCAGACAUGCAGUGCGUUGCCAGGGUUCAAACGGGCUAUGUAUGGGGCCACGGUACAUCGAGGACGGCUCUUUGUCGCUGGAGGCAAGUUUAACCACGAAGCUUACGAUGACAUGAUGAUGGUGGACCUUAGUAAUCAAGCACUUGUCAACAUGCCGGAAAAGCUACCUUUGCCUAUGUACGGAUUUGGGUGUGUGGCCUUGACACUUAGCAGAGGACUUAUGGUGAAAAUGGCGUUUGAUUGAAAGCUUGCAUUAUUUGAACGAUUUAUUUGAACCAUUACAAGUGAGAUAGAAUUACCUGGAGGUCCAUACAGAA
Aplysia californica (California sea hare) is the source of this 1096-nucleotide messenger RNA. Its product is annotated as kelch-like protein 38. The record is from RefSeq and is a predicted model, not a curated record. The annotation marks the transcript as partial. NCBI's taxonomy places the organism in Eukaryota, Metazoa, Mollusca, Gastropoda, Aplysiida, Aplysiidae. Gene Ontology annotation, molecular function: protein binding. The transcript has a single exon.